Messenger RNA from Austrofundulus limnaeus, 3768 nucleotides. It is a transcript of the gene pggt1b, whose product is annotated as protein geranylgeranyltransferase type I, beta subunit. Gene Ontology annotation, molecular function: CAAX-protein geranylgeranyltransferase activity. NCBI's taxonomy places the organism in Eukaryota, Metazoa, Chordata, Actinopteri, Cyprinodontiformes, Rivulidae. The transcript has 9 exons. Gene Ontology annotation, biological process: protein geranylgeranylation. The record is from RefSeq and is a predicted model, not a curated record. Gene Ontology annotation, cellular component: CAAX-protein geranylgeranyltransferase complex. Bases 44 to 1147 code for a protein of 367 amino acids.
ACAAACGUACCGGAAAAGAUUCCCCAUAGGUGCGGAAACAAAGAUGGCGGAAGGGGAGAACCAGUUUGAAGAAUUAGAGCAAAUAGACUUUUUGAAAGACCGACAUGUACGGUUCUUCGAGAGGACGCUUCAAGUGCUGCCGGAGAGAUACGCGUCUCUGGAGACAACCCGGUUAUCUAUCCUGUUUUUUGCCCUGUCUGGUCUGGACGUGUUGGACGCCCUCAGUAUGGUUGACAGGAACAUCAUGAUUGAAUGGAUUUAUUCACAGCAAGUUCUGCCUGCAGAAGACAAAUCGAAUUUAAGCCGAUGUGGAUUACGAGGAUCUUCACAUAUUGGAAUUCCUUAUAGGACAAAGGGUCCAGGUGUGCUGCACCCAUAUGACAGUGGCCACAUAGCCAUGACUUACACUGGACUGUGCUCGCUGUUGAUACUAGGAGAUGACCUGAGUCGGAUCAACAAACAGGCCUGUCUUGCUGGGGUUAGAGCUCUGCAGCUGGAGGAUGGCAGUUUCUACGCAGUGCCUGAGGGAAGUGAAAAUGACAUCCGGUUUAUCUACUGUGCAGCUUGUAUCUGUUACAUGCUGGAUGACUGGUCAGGCAUGGACAUCCAGAAGGCCAUUGAGUACAUCCGAGGGAGUCUGUCCUAUGACAACGCGUUUGGCCAGGGAGCUGGGAGAGAGUCCCAUGGCGGCUGGACGUUCUGCGCCAUCGCCUCGCUGUGUCUGAUGGGUCGACUGGAGGAGGCGCUGAGUCAGCGGGAGCUGGACAGGAUACGGCGCUGGUGCAUCAUGAGGCAGCAGAGUGGUUUCCACGGACGGCCCCACAAGCCUGUGGACACGUGCUACUCCUUCUGGGUGGGAGCCACGCUGGAGCUGUUAGACGUGUUUAAGUACACCAACUUUGAAAAGAACAGGAGCUUCAUUCUGUCCACGCAGGACCGCUUYGUGGGCGGCUUCGCCAAGUGGCCCGACAGCCAUCCAGACCCCCUACAUGCCUACCUGGGUCUGUGCGGUCUGUCUCUGAUCGGAGAGCCCAGUCUGCAGAAAGUCCACCCGGCUCUGAACAUCACUCAGAGAGCCUUUCAGCACCUCCAGCAGCUGCAGCAGACGUGGAGGGAGAACACUGGCAGCUGUGGCGGACGGCACUGACAGCAGGAUGAUUUAAAUCUGAACAGGUUCAGUAAUCUGGAUCAGCUGUCAGUCAGAAGUGACUCGACGCGUGCUUCUUAAAGACAUCCGGCUUCUCAAAAGGCUUUGCUUUAGAGAACCUUGCAAAGGUUUAAACUUUAGAGACCUUAUUUGAAACUCAUCUAAAGCCACUUGUUGUUGUUGUUGUUGUUGAGCAAUAUUGCAUAUGCCACACCUCUUUGCUGCCUUGGUUACUGAUAUAUUUUUAAAGCACACUUUUGUUUGUUUGCAGAACACAAAAUGAUUUCCCCUUCUCUACAAUAUUAUAGAAAAUCUGCUCUUUAUUUUUAUUUUUAUUUUUUUCCUUAAAACAUAAAAUCUGCACCAAUUUUAAGCCUGGAGCUCCUCAUUCUAAGAUCAUCUCAGCAGGGACAGUGUCUCUAAGCUUCUCACUGCUACAUCCUCUAGUUUCACCACUGCAGGCCUUUUAUUUAAAGAUCAAAAGAUUUAAAUAAUAAUGGAGUUGCUUGAGUGAAAAUAGGAAAAAAAAACAUCUGAAACUACCUCAAGGGGAAAAUCUAUAUCUUGUUUAAAAGGAUUUUAAACUAGAUUUAGCCAAAACUUUCAUUUCAGAUUUCCUAAACUGUUCUUUCCUCCUUUUCCUUAAUUCUAAAAAAAAGUAUUUGUUCUCUUUUGUGGAAUUUGCAGAAAGUUGGGAAUCUGAAACACAUUUAAGCUGCAGUAUUUGAACCUGCAACGUCUGAACUGCACUCAUUUUAAUUUGGUUUUUAGUCUCUGUACGGUUGUAGCCAGCUGUGAAUCAAAAAUAGACAACGGCAUCACAACCAGAGGAAACAUUUUCCUUUUGAACUUCUGUGAUUCAUUCUUUUCAGCGCAACAAGGAUGUAGAGUGGGACAAUGAACAAUGAGCUCAGGUGUUCAGCAAACAGAAACGUAUGGUCAGGAACACUCGARCGAGGUUUUUCUGUCAUCCGAUUAACCAUCUACAUUGAUGGUGGCAGCCAUUUAAAACAUUUAAUAUAUAUACAAAUAUUUUUUAAGCUUUUUUUUCUUGGUGAUUUUGGAAAAGAGCUUCAGCUAAUCCGGUCAAACUGCCUGCACCUCUUGCCUUCACCCCAGCUGUCCUAACUCAGAGCAAAGCAACAUUUCUGGCUUUCAGACCCUGCUGCACCCCAGUCUGAAUUCACUUCUCUCUCAUAAUGAGGCCACAGCACAAGCAAACAACUGAGCCCCGAGAUGACAUGCGAGGACGAGACAGUCUCGAAGCAAAGCAGAAACAUGUGGAAAAACAGGCGGCUUGUCUGCUUCAUUGUACCUGCAGGAGUAUAGAAAACCAAACUAAACCUCUGGCUUUGUGUUCUGCUUCUGCCAAACUCUGAURUUUUUCAUAUGUGGAAGGACAGAGGAAAGGAGAGAACAUGGGAGGAGAGGGGGAUAAAUAAAUAAUCGGAGCCAUCUAUUAUUAAAAGUAAACUGUCGGGGACUGGAUCCCCCUCCCUCUCUGAGUCCAGACCCGGAGCCCAGCUUUGAUGCAAAAACUGCAGUUUUUUUUUUUAAAAAGCAGUAUAUUCUGUUUUAUUUUACCGCUUAGGCCUGAAACCUGCUUUGCAACAUUUACUUUAUAACUGUUUUUCUUAAAUACUGUUCGUGUGUAUAUAUUUGCUUAUAAAAAGGGAAACAAAGCAGCUGCUGAMUUGAAUCUCAAACUUGCAUAAUAUUAUUAAUUCAGUUUUGAGCUUGCUUUUGUUUGCAUUAUAUAUGAUUUAACAUUUUCUUAUUAGUGAGUCGUUGCYUCUUCAUAUGCCCCAGUUUUUGUUUUUAUUUUUUUUAUUCACAUGGAUUCAUUUGCCAGCUUGCCUCCAUAGCGUGCCUCYUGUCGUGUUGUUUAAGUUGCUUCUCUUCAAAGGUUUUUGUUGUAGACUUAGUUUAUCUAAAGUGGAAGAAAGCUUGUAUGUAUUUUGGACCUUCACAUCUGCGUUUUGACAAACGUUUCAUGUUUCCUUUCAGUGUUAAACUUGUUGGCAUGAUCAGAUUAAUCUGAUCAGGAGGGAUUAAUUUACUGAGAUUGAACCCAGGAAUGCUUAAGGAUUAAAAAAAUAAUAAUAAUAAUGCAUGAAUCUGUCACUUCUGUCGUUUUCAUCUACCGRUUCCAUCUCAUGAUUCUUUUCUUUAACUGAAAUCAUGUUACUGCAGAAUGUGGAGACGACAGCUUUGUGUUUCAGAGACAGCUGCUGCACUAGGAGUUGUGAACGGAUUCUAAAAUACACACAGCCAAAAUAUCCCACAUGCAGUCGAUCAUGAGAGCUUGUCCUGUCAUGAGGCACUGCUAUACAUAAUGUAUCGAAAUGAUGUAACAAACUGUAACGGAAUUUAUUUUUUCUAUGCUUUUUAGGAUUCAGUGUAAAAAAAAAUUGUAAAUGAAUAUAAAUAGGUGACUUCUGUUGUGAAAGUGCCGAAGAACAGGAAGCGUAUGAUGGUCAGAGGACGUAAAUAAGCAGAUGUUUGUGAGUGUGUGAUGCGUUUUUAGUGCUUCAGUUUUGGUUUUGGAUAGAGUUAUGUUGAUUCGAGCUCGGCACGCAAAACUGUAUGUAUGAUAAAUAAAACCUCUAACUUUUACAGCA